Messenger RNA from Caenorhabditis bovis, 843 nucleotides. Lineage: Eukaryota; Metazoa; Nematoda; Chromadorea; Rhabditida; Rhabditidae. The record is from the annotation of a GenBank genome assembly.
AUGCUAUUUACUCUAAAAUUCCAGAAGGAAGAGGUUCAAGCACCGGUUCCAUCAAACAUUCCCACUGAAGUCCUUCGCGAAGUGGAUGGAGAAAAACUGCUUGACCGCACAACUUUCUUUACCGAAUUUUCCACGAACGCUUAUCUUGAUGACUUCUACACAAAAGUUGACGAUCCCGCCAUGCAAAUGGUCCUUACUUUUUUGCCGAACAUCGUCGCGAGAGUUGGGAAAGUUAACAAGGUUCUCGAUUUUGGGGCGGGUCCAACUGUGCAUGUCGCAGCGUGCUAUCGAGAGAUGGCUAACGAGAUCUACCUUGCCGACUAUCUGAAACAAAACCGCGACGAACUUGAGAAAUGGAUGAACGGUGAGUCGACUUUCGAUUGGACCGUUCCAUUCCGCAUGAUCCUUUCAAGAGAAGGCAUCACCUGGGAUAAGGUUAAAGAAAUCACCCCAGCAACUCGAGAUAAGGUCAGAGGUAUUUACUACUGCGACUGCUUCUCCUCGCCGUCUGUCGAGUGUCCAAAUGAGCUGCAAGGCCAAUUCAAUGUUGUUGUCACCAUUUUUUGCGUCGAAUAUUGCUGCAACAAUCAUGAAGAAUAUUAUAAGGCAAUUAAGAAUAUUGCGGAUCAGGUGAAGCCAGGAGGAUAUUUGGUCUACGGCGGAAUCUUUGAGGAAACCUGGUGCAGCUUUGGCGGUCGCAAAUUCACAUGUUUGUACAUAACUAAGGAAUUGAUGUUGGAUGCGCUUGCCAAAGCCGGACUUUAUGUUGAGAACGAUCGUACAUGUGUUCUCUAUGAGGUCAACGGAAUGUUCCUCGUCUGUGCGAAGAAACGCGAAAACUAG